Messenger RNA from Lathyrus oleraceus (garden pea), 725 nucleotides. RefSeq lists its product as uncharacterized. The transcript has 2 exons. The record is from RefSeq and is a predicted model, not a curated record. Lineage: Eukaryota; Viridiplantae; Streptophyta; Magnoliopsida; Fabales; Fabaceae. The coding region runs from base 28 to 561 and encodes 177 amino acids.
ACUGCGGACGGUGCAAAUGUGCCUGUGAUGGAAAGUGGUGGUGGUGCUGGUGGUAGUGGUAAGGGCUCGAAGAAAAGAAAAAGUAAUCAAGUUAGAAACCCUCCUCAAGGAACUCCAACUUGUCCAGAAUGUAGAAGACAGUUUGCGACAUGGAAGGCAGCGUUUGGACACAUGCGAAAACACCCUGAACGCCUGCACCGUGGUUUCUUUCCGCCACCUACUUUUGAACCACCACAAUUGCCUGCGGUUGAGGGUGAUGAUGGUAAUCAGGUGGAUGAAGAAGUGCAACAUGUUGUUAGAGGACUUAUUGUUGAUUUGAAUCGCUCCCUUGUAGCAGAGGAAGGGCCUUCUGCCGGCGGCGGCAGUGGAGGAAAAAAGAGAAGCCAACCAGCGGGGUCCGCAGCAGCACUUGGACCACCACUUCCACCAUCACAGAGCGGGAAUAGGAGAAAUGAACCAGCACCACUUGAAGCGGCUGAUGAUGAAAAUGAAGAAGGGAUAAGAAAAUUUGAUUUGAACAGGUUACCUUCUUCAGAUGAUGAUGAAAGCGGAGAGAAUUGAGUGAUGCUGCAGAGAUUGUUCAACUUGUUUUUUUUUAUAUUUAAUAAGGCCUACUAAGUAGUUUGUUUGUUUUGGUUUGUUGCUUUUUUUAUUGUUGUGUUUUCUGGAUUUUGAAUGUGUAAUGGAAGUUGAACAUCUAUGCAAUAGUAACCUAUUAUUAUAUA